AUGCAAAACGGCAGCCCGAACGGCCCAUCACCUGAAGAUGAAGUUCUAACACCCGUUCCGGAUUCUCCACGCCUCGAAGAAGCCAUUUUGGAAAACCGGGAUGAUUCGACCCCUUCCGAGGAGGUCCCUUCGGCACCCAAAGACGAUGAACCUACCCAUCAACUAGAAGGUCCGCCAUCCAAGAAGCGACGACUUACAGAUACUACUCCAUCGCGUCGGACUACACCCAGGCCACCUUCACCACCAUGGAAGAAGGUCGGGGUCGAUGGACCGACAUCGUUUACCGUGGAGGGCCGACGCAGGUCUUCGCGGACGAACGCGAUCCCACUGGAGAUGCAGCCUCAAUCUGGCAAACGGCAGACGCGCGCAGCACAAAAUCAAUAUGUCCAGAAGAAUGCUCGUGAUGGUACAAAACCUGCCACAUCGUCCCCAUUGGCGGUGACGCAGUCGCGUGCUGCUGGGGUCAAUGGGAAGGUUGGUGGCAAGGUCACGACUAAUGGAUCCCCCAAGACGGGAUCUACAAGAAGCGUUGCCACAGGGAAUAAACAGCCAAUCUCACAAUCUCCAGCGCCGAAACCCUCGAACCACUCCCGCGCGCGAUCCCGAAGCUCCGCGAACCCCCCACGCGCCCCUCGUCCUAGUACCCACGGCGCCAGCCCUCGUCAACUUCGCGAUCGCCCCUCGCUUUCGGCGACAUCGCCCGGCGCCGGUGAUGGGUUAGACUAUACUUAUAACAAUAAGGAGGGAAGUGAUGAAGGUACCAUCAAGGUCCCGCGACUGCGAAUCAAGGUGAAGAAGCCGGUUCUGCCGAUCCGACACCCUGGCCACGUUUCCAACAAAAAAUACGAGUCAUUCCGACAAUGGGUGGAAAAUGAAGAUGCCCCUAGCCUGUUGUCAUCCGAGGAGGCUCUCGAAGAGGCGAGGAGACGAUGUGAAGUGGUUGAUGCAGCACAGCCUGGAGGCCCAUUAAGCUCAGAGGUCUGCUCGGCAUACAUUACAGACCAGCAGGAGGAACCCCCUCCACAAUACUCGCAUCACGAUCAUCUCGUGGCGCAUGCGCUAUACUUCCAGAAGCUCUUGGAUAAGGAACACAAGCGGCACCGACAGAUGGCCAAGCUGGUCGCUCAAUGGUGCGCCGACGCGUAUCGGAAGCGUCACAAGAACCCGGAAGACAUCCUUCGAGAGCAGCAGGAGGAAAUGCGCGGGAAGCGGAAGCAGGUGGCCAAGGAUCUUCAGAAGAUGUUUGAUCUAGCGCGCGCCGAGAUUGACCGAGCACGUCUUGCCCGCUGGGAAGAGGAACGGAAGGUGCAAGACCAGCAGGCCCUUGACCGUGCAAUCAAGAAAUCCACGAUGCUCUUUGAGAAGCGUCGAUCUGAGAUUCUGGGUGAAGUCAACAGCGAUGCCCCCGCUACAAGUGACGAUGACGGAGAGGCUGACUCGGAUUCCGAGUUGGACUCUUCCGAUUCUGACCAUGAGAGCAACAUGUCAACUUCGGAAUCUGAAACUGACGAGGAAGCUAAUAUUGAUGAUGAUGCUGCAUUGACUGCCGAGGAACUCCGACUAAAGUACGCGAAUUUGCCAGCAGAAGACACUCUAGACGAAGUCUCUGUGACCUCUGGCAUACCAGCGUCAGCCAUCGACAGUGAGGCUACUCCGGCUCAACUGGAUGACGUUGAUUCUGUUUUAAUGGACGAUAGUGAUGAGUCAACGGACAUGGAUGAUGAUAUGGGUGACAGCGACGAGGAAGCGGAAUCAGAUGAUGAAGAAUCCGAAGAGGGCAGCGAUGAUGAUGGCGCCCCCGGACUUCUUGGCUUCUUCUCUUCCAAGGAUCUUCCUGCAUCCAAAGAGGACGAGGAGGGAGAUGGCGAAGCAGCGGAUGAUGAAGAUGUCAACUUCGAGGACCCAGACGAAGUCUCUCUAAUUCCUAAUGGCCAUGACUCCUCGCGCGAGGGAACUCCCAUGGAGGUUGUUGAGGCUUCUGCUGAAGCCACCCCGAUUGACACUGAAGCAACCCCAAUUGACACUGAAGAUGCCUCAAUGGUUGACACUCCAAUGGAGGAUCAAGGCCAAUCGACCGAAUCACCAGCACAUUUCGAACUUACCACCGCUUCCGAAACUCCAGCUCCAGCGGAAGAACUCGCCGAAUCCCAGUCAAUGGACCUGGAGCCGAUUGUUAAUGGCACGCGACCAAGUGGGGAACUUUCUAGUGAGGCAUCGCCCGGCACUUUCGCAACCAAGCCAUCCGAGCCAGAAUCUGUAUCUUCAUAUGAGCCUGCGCUAGAGAAGGCGCUGCAAACAAGUCACUCGCCUGCUCCCGGCUUGAAGACACCCAUUCCGCAUCUCUUGCGCGGUACGCUACGUGAGUACCAGCAUUACGGUUUGGACUGGCUUGCCGGUCUCUAUAACAAUCAUAUCAACGGUAUCUUGGCCGAUGAGAUGGGUCUUGGUAAAACCAUUCAAACCAUUGCCCUGCUCGCUCAUCUCGCUGUUGAUCAUGGCGUCUGGGGCCCCCAUCUUGUUGUUGUCCCAACCAGUGUCAUGCUCAACUGGGAGAUGGAGUUCAAGAAAUGGUGCCCUGGCUUCAAGAUCAUGACUUACUAUGGUAAUCAAGAGGAGCGCAAAGCGAAACGCCGAGGCUGGACUGACGACAAUGCUUGGAAUGUGUUGAUCACCUCAUAUCAACUAGUCUUGCAGGACCAGCAGACUCUUAAGAGGAGAAACUGGCAUUACAUGGUCCUUGACGAGGCGCACAACAUCAAGAACUUCCGGUCGCAGAGAUGGCAGGCUCUUCUGACUUUCCGUACACGGGCCCGCCUUCUCCUGACUGGUACACCGCUUCAGAAUAACUUGACGGAGCUGUGGUCUCUUCUCUUCUUCUUGAUGCCUUCAGAUGGUGAUGGCAAUGGUAUCGAGGGCUUCGCAGACCUCAGAGACUUCUCCGAGUGGUUCCGACGACCAGUCGAACAGAUCCUGGAGCAUGGAAGGGAGACUAUGGAUGACGAGGCUAAGCAAGUGGUCACCAAGCUUCAUACCGUUCUGCGCCCUUACAUUCUACGUCGUCUCAAGGCCGAUGUCGAGAAGCAGAUGCCUGGCAAGUAUGAACAUGUGAUCUACUGCCGACUCUCAAAGCGUCAGCGAUUCCUCUACGAUGGAUUCAUGUCCAUGGCCCAGACGAAGGAGACUCUUGCAUCAGGCAACUUCCUUUCCAUCAUCCACUGUCUCAUGCAGCUCCGCAAGGUUUGCAACCAUCCCGAUCUCUUCGAGACAAGACCGAUUUCCACGUCCUUUGCCAUGCCACGAUCCGUUGCUACGGACUACACUGUCAAAGAGUCCUUGGUUAGACGGCGUCUGCUCUUUGACCAUCCUCUCACCAAGGUUGAUCUGGACUUCCUCAAUCUCGCCCCGGUGUCAAGAGAGGAUAUCUCACGAAGACUCGCGGAUGAUAGCAUCCGGCUGAUGGCAUUUGCUCCGUUCAAGGCCCUGCGUGAACGUCAGUACAACCGAACCAACUGGCAGAUGACCUUUGACGGAUCCACCAUGGAGACGACCCUACAGUCUCUGGAGAACGCUACUCGGAAGCGGAGAAUGGCUGAGCUCGAGCGGUGCCUGUACUUUGAAUCCAAGCGCCACGGUCGCCGACCAGUAUAUGGCAGCAGCCUGAUCGAGUUCUUGCGAGCCGGUACCAACAAGGAGCACGCGCUAUCCAAUGCCCCUCUACGAAAGAGCAAUAUGGCCGAGUGGCUGUCCAGCCGGUCGUCCGUUCUUGCGUCGAUGAUUCUGACGAUUGAGGAGCGCUCUCUUGAGAUGGAUAGCUACGUUCAGAGGUUCGCCUGCGUUACUCCUGCGGCCGUCGCUGCAGGGACCACUGAGGCUGCCUUGACGCCUGUCGAGACUCGUCUUCUCACCAAUACUUCCAAGGAGCAGCCUUACGACCCCUUCCACGAAGCACGCAUGCGCCUUUCCAUCGCGUUCCCAGACAAGAGAUUGCUACAGUACGACUGUGGUAAGCUUCAACGGCUUGACAAGCUGCUGCGCGACCUCAAGGCUGGUGGCCAUCGCGCCCUCAUCUUCACGCAGAUGACCAAGAUGCUUGAUAUCCUGGAGCAGUUCCUCAAUAUUCACGGGCACCUAUAUCUCCGACUCGACGGAACUACGAAAGUUGAGUCGCGUCAGAUGCUCACCGAACGGUUUAACAGUGACCCUCGAAUCCUAGCUUUCAUCCUGUCUAGUCGAUCGGGUGGCCUGGGUAUCAACCUUACAGGUGCCGACACCGUCAUCUUCUACGACCUGGACUGGAACCCAGCGAUGGACAAGCAAUGUCAAGACCGUUGCCAUCGUAUCGGACAAACUCGCGACGUGCACAUCUACCGAUUCGUCUCCGAGUACACCAUCGAGUCUAACAUUUUGCGCAAGGCCAACCAGAAGCGCAUGCUCGAUGACGUGAUCAUCCAAGAGGGCGAGUUCACCACGGAUUACUUCACCAAACUUCGGGAAACAGAAGCUGCCACAGAAACCGAAGACACCCGUGAUGGCAACGACGAAGCCAGUGCUGCCAUGGAUAGGGUCCUAGGCAACCGAGUUUCUACCGGCACGAAGGCCUUCGAGCAGGCCGAAGAUAAGGAAGAUAUCGAUGCGGCGAAAAACGCGCAGAAGGAGCUUGAACAUGCGGACGAUGGCGACUUUGAGGAUCGCACUCCGUCCCAUGGCACGCCCGCUCAGGCUGGUACGCCACUCGCGGUCGGCGACGAGGGCACGUUGCAUCCCGAUGGUGCAAAUGCAAGUGCCGGUGGUGUAAGUGCCGUGACCGAGGUUGCCGGAGAUGCGGAACAAGAACCGUGCCACAUCGACGAUUAUCUUCUCCGCUUUAUGGAAUGGAACAUGCGUGAUGAGCCCCUGGUGUUACCCGUGGACAAAAGCAAAAGGAGGUCCAAGAAGGGCAAGGAGCACCGGCUCAAACGACGCCGUUGA
Molecule: messenger RNA, 4968 nt
Organism: Penicillium subrubescens
Lineage: Eukaryota; Fungi; Ascomycota; Eurotiomycetes; Eurotiales; Aspergillaceae
Gene: swr1
Product: putative SNF2 family helicase/ATPase (Swr1)
Exons: 1
Coding region: 1-4968 (1655 amino acids)
Cellular component (GO): Swr1 complex
Molecular function (GO): ATP-dependent chromatin remodeler activity; ATP hydrolysis activity; ATP binding
Source: RefSeq, a predicted model, not a curated record